ACAGCUGUGAUUUUUAUCUGUUUGAGAAACCUUGUUCAACUCGCUCGGGUGCAUUUUUCAGCACACGUAAAGAAGAACACCUCCUGCACGUAGUAUCACAUUCGUUUUGUUUUAGUAUGAUCGGUGGCUGGAUGUUGGCUGGAUUCAGUUUGUCAGGAUGAUGACGGACAGAGUGUUAAAGCACUCAGAGGAGUGUAAAGAUCCUCCUCAGCUCUUUACAUACUAUCAAGGCGACAUCAACACUGCAGUGGAUGAGCACUUCUUCCGUGCCCUGAAUAAAGCAACCACACCAAAAGACCUCAGUACUAAAGCCAAGGACAGCAGUAGGAUUCCCAAAUCUGAUGUUCCCUCAUCAUCAUGGGCUUCUUCCGCUCUGACAUGGUCUAAGUCCACACACUCUUGCAGCUCCUCAAAGCUGGCCCAGCUGACAACCAUGGAACCCCCACCUCUAUCCCAGGGAGUUAUUGUGAAUCCCUCAGCACUGUCAUCGUCAUCAUCCUCAUCCACCUCCUCAUCCCUCUGGCCAUGUCCACCCAGGCAGGGCACAGCCUUCGAACUGCCUCAAAUACUCUACCAACAGCCAAUGGCUGCUGAGAGCAAUGCCAGUUCUUACCUGAACCUGUUACAAAUGGAGCGACCGACAGGCGGCAUCAUGAUCUCGCCCUUCUCAAAAUCAGAAACCAGACCAGAGUGGAAUUCUGGGACGGCCUAUAAAGACGGAAGCAGGAUCGGCCUAGAUUCAGGUGUGCCUGUGUCAGAAAUCAGUAAGGAUUUGUACUGGUACUGAUGAAGCGAUCUCUGGCUCUAUGACAAAAGUAUAUUUUCAGCACAAGACUGUCUGGGUUUGCAUUAUUAUGUAAGCUUAAGAAUGCUGUGGUUUUUGGACAUCUGGAAGAGUGACUCAAACCAUUAUAUUACAUUCCUCAGCGAUGAAUGGCAGUUAAUUGCUUGAUUUAGUCGUGAGCGUGUGUAUAAGCUAUCUUGUAGUUGGACAUAAGUGAAAAUAUUUGAUUGGAACGAGUUCACUUCUGUUUUCUGUUUAAUGGGUGAAUGAGGAAGUAAAGUCUAUUUAUAUGAUUUAUAGUUUUAUCAAACUUUCUUUAUGUAUAGUAUUUUGAACAUUGAUAUAAUUUCUAUAGAGCGUCAUUUUAGUAAUGCAAAAACUACUAUAUAGGCUUUUGCCAAAAUAUAUAUAUAUAUAUAUAUUCAAUUAGUGACUUUUUUUUCACACUUUGAAAAACCCUUUAACACCUCCUCAACAAGCGUGUCCACUCUCUAGGUCAGGUAAAGGCCAAGUAAAGCUGAUGGUAAAAGUGAACUGACAUGAGCAAAGCAAAAAUAAAUUUCUUUGAAACAGUUUAAA
Molecule: messenger RNA, 1363 nt
Organism: Puntigrus tetrazona (Sumatra barb)
Lineage: Eukaryota; Metazoa; Chordata; Actinopteri; Cypriniformes; Cyprinidae
Exons: 4
Coding region: 158-787 (209 amino acids)
Biological process (GO): regulation of transcription by RNA polymerase II
Cellular component (GO): nucleus
Source: RefSeq, a predicted model, not a curated record